Messenger RNA from Strongylocentrotus purpuratus (purple sea urchin), 3245 nucleotides. RefSeq names its product trichohyalin. NCBI's taxonomy places the organism in Eukaryota, Metazoa, Echinodermata, Echinoidea, Camarodonta, Strongylocentrotidae. The transcript has 15 exons. The record is from RefSeq and is a predicted model, not a curated record. Bases 145 to 3240 code for a protein of 1031 amino acids.
UGAAAGUGACGUACCCACUGUACCAGUUUGUGAAGAUGGAGGCGCUUGAUGUCGCUAUGGACACAAAUGUCAGAGAAGAGUGAUUAUUCAAGCUGAAAUUUAAACAUGUACAUCUAAAGAGACCAGGAAUUGAUCAUCAUCAUCAUGGGGUCAGGGAGUUCCAAGACCAAGAACGGAGCCCCUCCUCCUAAAGGCGAGGCCAAGAACAUUGUGGUAGCGGAAGUGGUGGUCCCCAAUAAGUCCGAGCCAGUCAGGAUAACGGGGGAGCUGGAUGAAGCCCCGCCGGCCAAUGGGAUCGGGGGACAUGCGACGGUGAAGGAGGUCGGCCACAACAAAUUUAGCUUGCAAGUGGGAGAUAAGAGCAUUGGAACAUUUGAAGCAUCCGACAGCGGGGAAGGAGGGGAUUUCACAUCCUACUUGGCGAACACCGCUACCCUGACCAUCAAGAACAUUGAGACGGUCGCAGAAGACGGAAACAAGAUGGCUUCCAAUUCCAACAACGAUACGAUGGUCAUCCAGCUUGAUGAUUCUUCUAACAAAGACUACAAUGAUGAGGGGGAGUGGGAGGAGGUGAUCCAGAUCGUCAAGGAAACGCCCAAGAAGACGAAGAAGGGCGGUCGCCAGAUAGAUCUAAAUGGGACCGACAGGAAAGCUCAGCUGGAGGAAGCCCUCCAGGACAAACAGUCUAAUCUCUCAGAGCAGGAGUAUGAGCAGAUGAUUGCCAACCAUAGGCAAGAAGUGGAACUGAUGACCCUCCUACGAGAGAAGGAGAAAGAACGGCAGAAGUUCUCUCUCGCAUCCAAGGUGGCUGCCCGUAAGAAGAGGAGGAAAGGCAAGCAGACCGAUGGAGAUGGGGGAGGUGAUGCAAAUAAUUUGGAUCUUCAAAGCACAGCUCGUUACCAGGAGCUGCAGGAGCAGAUCGCCCAACAGAAGGCCCAGAUGGAGCUCGCCAUCGAGCAGCAGAAGGGGAUGGCAAUGGGCCAGGAGUCGGACCAGAUCCUGGAGGCUCACAACAAGAAGAUGGCCGAGCUGGAGGCGGAGCUGAAGCGGGAGCAGGAGAAGAGGAGUGAGGUCUUGAACUCAAAGCUAGCGGAGAGGAAGAGAAGGAGGAAAGCAAGGAAGGCCGAGAAGGAAGCACAGAUGAGGCUGAAGGCAGAGACAAAGGUCCAGCAAGAUACGAAAGAUGCAGAAGAGGCAGCUACUGCUGAGAAGAUCCAGGCAGACAUCGAGGCCAAGAAAGCUGCUUUCCAGAGGGAGGUAGAGAGCAAGAAGGCACAGCUUUCAGCAGAUGAAUACAAACGCCUGCUAGCCAAGCACGAUGAGGAGAUAGCGGAGUUGACGAGGAAAGCGAAUGUCCAGCAGUUGAGGCAGGGCCAGAACUUGCAGGAUAAGCUGGACGCUCGAAGGAGGAGAAGGGACGGUGUCAACAGUGAGAAGGCGAUAACUGCUGCUGAGCUACAGAGGAUGGAGGCUGAGCUGAAGCAGUGCCAAGUCCAGUUCGAGGCCGAGAUGAAAGAGAAGAGAAGCACUGUGUCCAAAGAGGAGUACAAGCGUCUCAUCGCUGCGCACAAGCAGGAGCUGGCAGACAUGCAGACGAAGUUGGACGUGUCGAGGGAGCGCCAGCAGGAGGCAUUGCUGGAGAAACUCGCUGCGAGGAGAGCUAAGCGAUCCAAUAAGAAAGAGGAACAGGAACUGAUUGCUAAGCUAGAGGCCCAAACCGUUGCCAUGACGAACCCUGAUGCGGUUACCAAGGACCCCAUUCUCCAAGAUACCAUGAGUGCAGAUGAAAUCAAGGAAUUACAACUUGCCAUCAGCAAGAAAGACAUGAACUUCAGGAAGAAACUGAAAGAGAUCAAAGCUUCAAAGACGAACGCCGAUGCCCAGAAGUUCAUUGACCAGCAUCGGGUGGAGAUGGAUUUGAUGCAGUCACAGCUUGACCUUGAGAAGGCCAGGAUGAAGGCUGUCCUCAUGGCCAAGCUAGAGGCCCGGAGAAAGAAGGGAGGAGCUAGUGUUGACGAGACCGACCCACCAAUGUCCGCCGAGGAGAUCAAACAACUCCAGGUGAUCCUGGACCAGAAGUCCCAGGACUUCAAGAGCCGACAGAAGUCGGCCAAGAAGGAGAUGUCUGCCGCGGACCUCUUCAAGUACAUGGACGGUCACCAGCGAGAGAUGGAGAGCCUGGAAAAGAGGUUGGCGUUGGAGCGGCUCCGUAUGGAACAGAAUCUCAAGGACAAGAUGGCCGCCAGACGCUUCAGGAGACCAGGAUCUGCAGCUUCUGUUGAGAGCCAGGACAAAUCCGAAGACGCCGAGAUCCUACAGAAAGAGAUGUUGACGAAAGAAUCCACUUUCCUGGCCGAGGUAGAGUCCAAGAAAUCCAAGAUGUCCAAGGAGGAGUAUGAGCGUCUCCUCAGCCAGCACCGGAGGGAGAUGGAGGAGCUGCAAAGGAGGAUGGACCGGGCCAAGGGAAGACAGGCAAUGCACUUCCAAGAUAAGCUGGAUGAGAGGAGGAGACGCAGGCAGAUGUGGAAGAAUGAGGAGGAGGAGAGGAUGAGGCUCAUGAAGUUAUUGAAUGAUAAAUCUGAGUCGCUCAGCAAGGAUGAGUUCAACGACAUCACAGAGGACAUCUUGAACUAUGAUGAGGCGGUCCAGUCUGAAAUCCAGGAGAAAAAAGGCAAGGUCUCGGACAAGGAAUACCAGAAGAUGUUGGACGACCACAAGAGGAACAUGAGCACAUUGGAACAGACUUUGAUAGAGAAGGGCAAAGGUAAAAACGAGGAAAUCACCAGCAUCGAAGAUGAGAUGAAGCACCAGGAGGCCAUCUUCUUCACCAAGGUGGAGCAGCAGAAGUCGACGACGCCCAAGGAGGAGUACGAGCGUCUCCUGAAGCAACACCGGGAGGAGAUGGAGGACCUGAAGAAGAGGCUUGGAUGGGCCAAAGGAAGACAGGGCAGGCAUCUCCAGGAUAAGCUGGAGGCGAGGAGGAGGAGGAGGAAGAUGCUCGGAAACGAAGAGGAGGAGAGGAAGAGGCUGAUGGAACAGUUGGCCAAAGUUGAUCGUCUAAGUGGAGAAGAGUUAGAGGAACUUGAAGAUGCCAUCGAUUUCUACGACAUCUCCGUGUCAGCUGUCAUAGAAGCCAAAAAAGGACAGGUCUCGGUUGAAGAGUAUAACAAGAUGAAGGAGGAACACAAAAAGAAUAUGGCACUGAUGAACACCAGUCUUGAUGAAAAGGUAAUUUUGUGACAAUA